CUUUUGAAUUUUAUCUUAUAGGAAAGCAUGCGAUCAAUAGCAGGAAGCUCCCAAACAGUCAACGAAAACCACGAAGAUGAGAUCCUUCUAAAAGAGACGGCGCGAGAUAAAUCUAUAAUCAUUUCUUCAAUUGUCAAGCUGAUCGCGACACCUUUCGUUUCUGCAUUGUUYUGUUAUGUGUUUGACGUUGCAGACUUAACAAAUCUGAACAAUGGUUUCGUUAGCUUUGCUGUAGCUCAUCCAGCAUUUCCUCAUUUYAUGGCACAGAUUUUUACAAGCAUCGUAGGMAGCGUUUUAGGUUGGCUUGCAUGUGCAAUGUGUAUGCAAAGACUUGCCUUCUUUGUGCCGAUGCUCCUCGCCACACCACUCUCCCUGAUUUUGAUCUCCAUUCCKGAAAUGUGCUGCACCAGUGCCAUACCYCUGAAGUGUUUAGAAAUCCACGAGAUAAUCGUAAUACCAAUGGCUAUUUGCUUGUGGCUUGCACAAGUCUUGUCGACUGGCAUGUAUUUAUCAAAAGAGCAAUCCUUUAUCAUGGCUAAGGAGUCCUCCCUCUUCUGGCUACCGAUAUAUAACGAUGCAUUCCUCGAGCAAAAUCUGCUUUUAAACCGGAAAAAUCAGAUAACAGACGAGUCACAAUUGAAUCAACCAGAUGUUGCCAGGAACUCGAGUGUAUAUAUAUGCACGACAAUGUACCAUGAAAAUGAGACUGAGAUGGAACAACUGCUGCAYUCGCUUCACGACAUCGACACGGCAAGAGAGGGRACAAGACGAACAUUUGAGUCGCAUAUAUUUUUUGACGGAGCUGUAAAAGGGAAUGUGCUGAAUGACUUCGUAUUGCAGCUCAUUGCUCUUGUACCCAAAACACUUGGUGUGAAGAUUGACAAAUGUAUGAAGAUCAAGACACCUUACGGGAUGCAACUGAGGUGGAGACUACCUGGAGGAAUGCCAUUUCAUAUUCACCUGAAGGACAAUUUGAAGGUAAAAAACAAGAAGCGUUGGAGCCAAGCAAUGUACAUGUCCUACGUCUUAGACUACAAGGAAGCCAGUAUGGAAGGUGAUGACGACAAUACGUAUAUCCUAGCAACCGAUGCCGAUGUCCGUUUCACCCAUGAGUCAGUGCAAGCCCUGUUAGAUCUGAUGAUGAGRGAUCAAAAAGUGGGYGCUGUCUGUGGACGAACACAUCCUUUGGGRUCUGGGCCUGUUGUAUGGUAUCAAAUAUUCGAUUACGCUAUUGGUCACUGGUUUCAAAAGGUYGCCAAUCAUGUCCUUGGCUCAGUUCUCUGUUCACCUGGCUGUUUCAGUGUCUACCGUGCACGUGCCAUAAGAGAUGUUCUUCCCAUCUAUGCAUCACGUGUGAACACAUCCAUUGACUUCCUCACCAAAGACAUGGGGGAAGACCGCUGGAUGUGUACAUUGAUGGUUCAGUCAGGUUGGAGACUUGAGUACUGCGCAGCUGCAGAAGACAGCACUUUCUGUCCGGACAAUUUUGAUGAGUUCUUCAAUCAAAGACGKCGCUGGAUCCCAUCAACCCUUAUCAACCUCAUCCAGUUGAUUAGUGAMUGGAAAGUAACUGUUGAAAACAACGACAAGAUCUCGAUUUUCUUCAUUCUUUACCAAGCACUUUUAGUUGCAGCUACUCUUAUAUCGCCUGCAACAGUUAUCCUUGUCAUUACUGGGGCCCUGAAAUACUCCAAGUUACCAGGAUCAGAUAAUGAUGUAGCUAUUCUCAUACUCCUUUCUGUUAUAACGUUUGGUUAUGCCUUAAUCUGUCUUUACACUAAGCAGUCAUUUCAACUCAAGGUGGCWAAGAUUCUCACUAUUAUGUUCUCUUUGCUAAUGGCUGCUGUUACUGUUGGUAUGGCCGCACAGAUUGCUAUCGAUCUUUCCAAAAGGUCUGAAUGUGAUGAAUACGGUUCAUCGCUAGCUCCGUCUAAUACCACUACUUCGCCGCUCAUAACAACUAUAAAACCAACUACUUUGCCAAUUGAAUGUACAGACGGACUUCCUGCUGACUUAAGUUCGCUUUAUCUUGCUGGCCUUGUUGGUAUUUUUUUGGCUGCAGCACUGUUACAUCCAACCGAAGCCUUCUGUCUAGUUCAUGGGAUUUGGUACCUUUGCUGUCUGCCUUCGGGAUACCUGUUGCUUAUUAUAUACUCAUUAGCAAACAUCACUGACAGAUCAUGGGGAACUCGUGAAACCAAGGAAAAGAAGGUUGGCGAUGACGCUCCUUGGUACAAAAUACUCUGGGAAAAAYUCAGAUCUCUUUGCUUUUGUUGUCAACCUGAACAAAAACCCGCCCCACCUGAAACUGAAGAAAGUAUUGUUGAACAGCCAGGCGAGGACAUAACUUCAGAUGACUUAGAACCUGACAGAAUUAGUCCUUCUGCGCCUGUCAGCAGUGAAACAAGUGAUGCUGAAAAGACAACUGAUAGUCAAAGUGAAUCCGCUGCAGAAAGUCGACCUACGUUUCCCCCUCGAAAGUCGGUUUUAAAAUCAGCUAAACUUCAGAGGGCUAAAAGCGCAGAUGAACUUGCAGAAACAUCUAUGGUCAAAUCAUCAUGGCGUUUCCCAGGAGAGAAAAAGAGAACUGUCAGAUUUCAAGACCCGGCCUUGCAAAGAGUUUACUCUGAGAUGUCGAUAGAAAUGUGGCUUCCGGCAGAUUUAAGGGCGCUGUACUUGAAAAACUUCACCGAUAAUGGAUACGAUAACAUCAGUUUUAUCACUGGUAUGACCGAUAGGGAUCUUCGUUCCAUUGGUAUCAACAAAAGAGGUCAUCGAUCACAAAUAAUUUAUUUGAUAAAGAACAUCCCUUUCAUUCCUUCUGAUACAGAUGUACCAGAAAAUGUAGAAGAGUGGCUACAUUCAUUGGGGCUCGGCAUGUAUUGGAUUCAUUUCAGAGAGAACGGUUACACAAAGCCACAAAUGCUGGAAGAUCUUAAGUCAAUGGACACCGAAACUCUUCGCACAGCACUAGAAAUAGAUAUGAACAUUCGUAAAGUUGGCCAUUUGAACAAGAUGAUGGAUGCAAUUAAGAAUAUGCAGUACACAACCUCAGCACAAAGAGAGAUUCGCCAAGCACGUGACCUGGUGAACAAAGUAACCCUAUCGGAUAUCGAAAAAGACAACGGUGAUGAAGGCAAGGAAUACCGUUUUUGGACAAAGCUGCGACAAAGGUGUCUGCUUCCCGAGUCAGCAGUUUUUGGCAGCGUGAUACAACUCAAAGAAAAGUUAGAAGACUUGCGUGGCUCUUUCUUAACCGUGUUUGCCAUAGCUAACGUGAUGUGGAUUAUUAUCAUCAUCACUCUUGAUAAACAGGCUGAACUCAGGGUCAAAGGCACAAAUGCUAUCGGGCUUGCCUUUCUAUUUGUGUAUGGCCUGGUGAUUGUUAUCCAGUUUCUUACAAUGAUCUGGCAUCGACUAUCGACUCUCUGUCAUUUGCUGGCCCGUGCUCCAUGGAAAAGAGGUCCGUAUCAUCUUUCAUGGGCUUUCAAUGAUGAAGAUCUUGUCCCAGAACCUGAUCCUGUCGUACUUGAGCAAAUACGCGAGGCAAAAAGGAAGCGACGGACUAGACGAAGAACAGAUCGUACGCGUUCACCAGUCAGUGUAGAUGCAGUGCACCUGAAUCCCAUGGCUGAAGAUGGACCAUCAGUUAUUAAAACCGCCAGUAGUGAAACCAGUGUCAGAAUACAAAAUGGCUAAUACAGCCUGUCUUUUUCGUUUCUUUUCCGCCUCUUCAGGGUUUUUUUUCAGUUCUUUUUUCAUUUUUUUUUUCGAAGAAAUAAUAAAUCAAUACAUAAAAUAUUUAGCAAUAAUAAUAACAAUAAUAAUAGGAUAAAAUAGGAAUAUUUUGCUUUAAAAACGUUUCUCAUUAAUUAUUGCCCCUGUGUCAAACGCUUCCGAGGUUCUUUGGAAACCGUUUCGAUAAUUUGAAUAUACAGCAAAGGCCAGAGAGACGCUUCCACCAAGAAGUUCUAGUUAAUUAGCAGUAGAAGUCGCAGUUGUAGCUUAUUGAUAGCCUUUAGUUAUAAUACCUAUGCAUUUGGACUUUGAAUCAGUUUAAAAUACAAAUAGAAAUAUUACAAAAGUUU
Exaiptasia diaphana is the source of this 4088-nucleotide messenger RNA. RefSeq lists its product as uncharacterized. Gene Ontology annotation, molecular function: protein binding; chitin synthase activity. Bases 28 to 3699 code for a protein of 1223 amino acids. The transcript is spliced from 17 exons. Lineage: Eukaryota; Metazoa; Cnidaria; Anthozoa; Actiniaria; Aiptasiidae. Gene Ontology annotation, cellular component: cell septum; cell periphery. The record is from RefSeq and is a predicted model, not a curated record.